This is a messenger RNA of Trifolium pratense (red clover), 1917 nucleotides long. Its product is annotated as NAC domain-containing protein 82-like. The record is from RefSeq and is a predicted model, not a curated record. Gene Ontology annotation, biological process: regulation of DNA-templated transcription. Gene Ontology annotation, molecular function: DNA binding. NCBI's taxonomy places the organism in Eukaryota, Viridiplantae, Streptophyta, Magnoliopsida, Fabales, Fabaceae. The coding region runs from base 578 to 1675 and encodes 365 amino acids. The transcript has 5 exons.
AAUUUAGUGGAAAGAACAAAAACUUAACCGCGUGAUCUUAUUCCACCUGUCACCGGAAGAGAGAGAGAACAACAUAACAACCCCUUCACCAAGAAACAUUUUCCCAUUAUAAAUACAAACCCUCGCUGCUUCACACUCUCUUCGAAGGCACACUUCAAAAAAACAUCAUCUUUUCGUGCUUCCUCCUUCCUUCUCUGGGUUCCACUGUGCCGAUGACUUUUCUUCUCACAACGGAAUCAUCAUCGUCACCGUCAAUUGUCGGCUCCCAGUGUCAACAUUUUCUCUACAUGAACCGUCGCAGACUUUGGAAUACCUUCUUUCGCCACUGGACUUGAUCACCACCUUUCUUCUCCAUUAUUAGGGUUGUUAUAAGUUAAUUCCAUCUUUUUUUUAUUGUCUUUUAUUUUCAAGCUUAGUUUUUUAGUUAUUGUUAUUGAGUAUUGACAUUGUGUAUUGUUGUUGCGCUUUUGGACUAAGUUUAUUCUUCUUUGUUGGUUCCGGGGGUUUAGUUUAAGUUUGUUUGUUAGUUUUCUGAAGCAAUUUCUGUUUGGGUUUGGUUUUUCUUUUUGAUUUUUCGAUGGCCGAACCAAAAUUGAUUCCAGGGUUUCGGUUUCAUCCUACUGAUGUUGAGCUCGUUAUGUAUUUUCUCAAGAGGAAGAUUAUGGGUAGAAAAUUCCCUGUUGAUGUUAUUACUGAACUUGACAUCUACAAGUAUGCUCCAUGGGAUCUACCAGAUAAAUCUUUGCUCAAAAGUGGCGAUUUGAAAUGGUACUUCUUUAGCCCCACAGGGAAGAAAUAUUCCAUUGGAGGGAGGAUGAAUCGAGCGACGGAGAUUGGGUACUGGAAGACUACGGGGAAAGAUAGGUCAAUUCAACAUAACAAUCAACUGGUGGGGAUGAUAAGAACCCUGGUGUUUCACAUUGGCAAAGCUCCUAAAGGAGACCGAACUGAUUGGGUUAUGCAUGAAUUCAGACUUGAUGACAAAUACUUAGCUGACCAAGGCAUUCCACAGAGUUCCUAUGUGAUUUGCAGGGUAUUUCAAAAGGAAGGUCCUGGUCCCAGGAAUGCUGCACAGUAUGGAAAACCAUUUAAUGAGAAAGACUGGGAUAGUGAAGAGGAAUUUGAUUGUGUACAAGCUGUCCCUGUCGCUGUUGUGUCUGCACCAGUUCCUAUUCUACCUAGCUCAAGCUAUAUUUCUGCCACAAAUGACAUGCAUCCAUCGGCAAGUGGAUGCAUUGGUCCGACCCCUGUAUCAUGUCUAUCAAGAUUGAUGCCCUCUGGCUUGGCACAACCUUCAGCUCCAAGCAAUCAAGUUGACAACGGCAUUUUAUCCUUGCUUAGUAUUUUCAAAGAGGAUAAUACAUUGGCCCGGAAUGAAAACAAUGAAUCUGAGAAGGUUGGUAGUCCUGGUCAGGCAAACAAUGCUGAAGGUGCACCUUAUUUAGAUCCAAAUGAGAUUUUUGGCGAAUUGGGAGAUCUUCACAGCUUGGUUGGAUUGGAUGAAGGAGGCGGCUUUUCCUAUGGCCAAAAAAUUGAAUAUACCAAAAACGAAAUGCUUUCUACUGACAACGUGGCUUUGUUUCACGACCCCCAUGAUUUCGUGGAGUUGAAUGACCUAGAGGUGCCUGAGCAGACUAAAGAUGAUGGAAGUUGGGGACAAGAUAAGCAAGCUUAAAAGAUUGAAGUACAAGUAGAAUUUGGUAGUACUAUAGCCGCAAGUACCUAAUAUGGAUUAAAAAGGGUUAUAGAUUCUCUUCCUAUUUCCUUCCAUUGAUGGUAUGAAAUUUGACAAUUUGAAUUUGAACAUUAAUUCCUGGAAUAAGCUAACAUUAUGUAAACUUAUGAAAUUGCGGAAAGCUAAUUUGCAGUAAUUUGUUGGAUUAUCUAUUGUUUGAGUAAAAUCUUGUUAUGUUGAAA